GGCGGCACCGCCCCGUCCCAGCAUGCUGUGCGGGUAAACAGACAUGGCGGGCGAGGGCGACCCGCAGGACGCUGCGCACGACAUGGGCAACCACCUGCCGCUGCUACCUGCGGAGAGCGAGGAGGAGGAUGGGGUGGAGAUGGAGGUGGAAGACCAGGACGGCAGAGAGGCCAAGAAGCCCAACGUCAUAAACUUUGACACCAGUCUGCCGACGUCACACACGUACCUGGGCGCCGACAUGGAGGAGUUCCACGGCCGCACGCUGCACGACGACGACAGCUGCCAGGUGAUGCCGGUGCUGCCGCAGGUGGCGCUGGUGCUGAUCCCGGGCCAGACCCUGCCGCUGCAGCUCUUCCGCCCGCAGGAGGUCAGCAUGGUGCGCACGCUCAUCCAGAAGGACCGGACCUUCGCGGUCCUCGCCUACAGCGACGCGCAGGAGCGGGAGGCGCGGUUCGGGACCACGGCGGAGAUCUACGCCUACCGGGAGGAGCAGGACUUCGGCAUCGAGGUGGUGAAGGUGAAGGCGGUCGGGCGGCAGCGCUUCCGCGUGCUGGAGCUGCGGACGCAGUCGGACGGCAUCCAGCAGGCGAAGGUGCGGAUCCUGCCCGAGUGCGUGCUGCCCUCCACCAUGUCCGCCGUCCAGCUCGAGUCCCUGCGCAGGCGCCAGCUCUUCCCCGCCCCGUCCGGCUCCUGGGAGGACCGCCGUUCCUACAAGUGGUGGCAGAAGUACCAGAAGAGGAAGUUUCAUUGUGCAAAUUUGACUUCGUGGCCUCGCUGGCUGUAUUCCUUAUACGACGCUGAGACGCUGAUGGACAGGAUCAAGCAGCAGCUGCGGGAGUGGGACGAGAACCUGAAGGACGACGCUCUGCCCGCCAACCCCAUAGACUUCUCCUACAGAGUAGCAGCCUGCCUCCCCAUCGACGACGUGCUGAGGGUGCAGCUCCUCCGGAUCGGCAGCGCCGUCCAGCGCCUGCGCUGCGAGCUCGACAUCAUGAACAAGUGCACGUCCCUCUGCUGCAAGCAGUGUCAGGAGACAGAAAUCACCACCAAAAACGAGAUCUUCAGCCUGUCCCUGUGCGGGCCGAUGGCGGCCUACGUGAACCCGCACGGCUACGUGCACGAGACGCUCACCGUGUACAAGGCCUCCAACCUGAGCCUCGUCGGCCGGCCGUCCACGGAGCACAGCUGGUUUCCCGGGUUUGCCUGGACGGUGGCCCAGUGCAAGGUCUGUGCCAGCCACAUCGGGUGGAAAUUCACAGCCACCAAAAAGGACGUGUCGCCUCAGAAGUUCUGGGGGCUGACGCGAUCGGCUCUGCUGCCCACGAUCCCCGACACCGAGGACGACGUGGGCCCCGACAAAGUCGUGCUGUGCUUGUGAGCAGGCGUGGCGGCCGGCGCUCUGACGGCGUCCGCCCUGGAUCCUGCUCCUGCUCCUGCUGCUGCUGCUGCUGCUGCUGCGGACCCGGGUCGGGGGUGUGGCGGGAGGGGCAGAUGCUUCGCCCCACGGUUUGAGGACUCGAGACUGACACGCGCCGUGGGAGAGGACGCAGCGCAGUCUGGGCCGCGCGGUGCUCUGGCUCCCCGGCUCCUGGAGCUUGGCGCCUGGCCCCGCGGGCCGUGACGUCGGGCGACACGUGACCGGAGGACGCUGCUUCCUGUAGGAGCGCAGAACGUGCUGAGAGGCGGCGUGUGGGUGGGGGGCGCGUCCACCCCCUGCCCCGGGCGCGGGGCCCACGGCCGGUGCCCACGCGAGCGCCUGCCCCUUCCCGAGGGGGGCCGGGCGGUUAAAGCCGGGAGAGUCUUGUUCUUUCAACUGUUAGUCUGUGAGAUACUGACUUGUAAACUUCGAAAAUAUUAGAGUUAAAACAUGCAGUUUGAGCCCAAAAA
Phyllostomus hastatus (greater spear-nosed bat) is the source of this 1887-nucleotide messenger RNA. It is a transcript of the gene CRBN, whose product is annotated as cereblon. Gene Ontology annotation, biological process: protein ubiquitination. The transcript is spliced from 11 exons. The coding region runs from base 44 to 1378 and encodes 444 amino acids. NCBI's taxonomy places the organism in Eukaryota, Metazoa, Chordata, Mammalia, Chiroptera, Phyllostomidae. Gene Ontology annotation, cellular component: Cul4A-RING E3 ubiquitin ligase complex. The record is from RefSeq and is a predicted model, not a curated record.